AUCCAAAUUUCAAGUUUAGGGGUUUGUUUACUCGUGUGAAAAACAGGUGAAAAAGACACCAUUUUAGAUCUUUGGAGUUACGACUGAAGACAAUUUCCCCAUUUCUACAAGAUUAGAUGGUCGAUGGAGCAGGUAUCCGAACUAGGCGAUGCCCUCCCAUGUACAUUUGAACCAGCUAUUCACAUUGAAGUCUGCCAGAAUCCCUGCAGCACUGCUAGAUCAGGAGUUUUGAAAGAACAUGUGCUGCCAUUCAUAAGAAGGAGAAAAACUGCCUAUGGUGAUGUAGCUUUUCGAGAAUUUGAUGAUCCCUUUCUACAAGAACAUGUUCAGUCAAUUUCAAUUACAGACACUGACAUAAGUCAGCCUGACAGAAAGGCAAUAGACCUGGGUGUGGCUCAGCUGGAAAUCCAUGUUGUCCUGCUACAUGAGGAUGGUCCUGGAUCAGAGGAGCUUGAGGAGGAGGACUUAUCAGCUGCCACACACUGGCUCCUCCCCGCUAAGGAGUUCUACAACCUCUGGGACUCCUUAGUGUUUGAUGAGAAUAUCAAGGGACAGCUGUUACAGUAUGCCAUGACUACAUUGCUCUUCUCAGACAAGGCUGUCAAUACUGACGUGAUAUCAUGGAAUAGAGUGGUCCUACUUCAUGGUCCCCCAGGCACAGGGAAGACGUCUCUGUGUAAGGCCCUGGCUAACAAGCUGUGCGUGCGGCUGUCUGACAGAUACACCUACGGUCAGCUGAUAGAGAUCAACAGUCACAGCCUCUUCUCGAAAUGGUUCUCUGAGAGUGGCAAGCUGGUGAUGAAGAUGUUCCAGAAAAUCCAGGAGUUAAUAGAUGACCCAGAAGCUUUAGUCUGUGUUCUGAUAGAUGAGGUGGAGAGUUUGACAGCAGCCAGGAAGAGUGCUAUGGCAGGUACAGAGCCCUCUGAUGCUAUACGUGUGGUCAAUGCGCUCCUUACACAGCUAGAUCAGAUCAAAAGGUUCUCAAAUGUGAUCAUCCUGACCACGUCUAACAUAACUGGUGCUAUAGACCUGGCCUUUGUUGACAGAGCUGACAUCAAGCAGUACAUAGGUCUGCCUUCAGCUCCUGCUAUCUACAGGAUCUACCUCUCUUGUAUCAAUGAACUCAUGCGGACAGGGAUCAUCAGCCCCAGCCAACAGCUGUUAGACCUGAGAGCGCUGGAGCUAAUGAGGUUUGUGGAGAAUGCAGUCACCAAAUUCAGCCUCCAGCUCAGGGAUGUGGCCAUACGAAGUCAAGGAUUAAGUGGGCGGUCGUUACGAAAGUUACCCUUCAUAGCACAUGCAAUAUUUGUUCAGACACCAACAGUACCAUUAGAAAAGUUCAUCUCAGCUUUGGGCUACGCUGUGGAAAGACAGUUCAAAGAAUGUCAGGAUCUUUGUAAAGAAUAAGAUUGAUCUCCGAAUUAUAAAGUUCUUGUACAUUUAUCAGAAACUUUUGUAUAUUUUAAAAUUGUAAAUCUGUUAGUAGAUGAAAGCCUGUGUAAGCCCCCCUAAAUAAACACUUCUUAGCCAUGGUAGGGGCUAAAAUUCCGUAGGCUAAGUCAGCUGUUGUUGGCUGUUUCCUUUGGGCUCUGCCCACUUUCGCUCACUGAUUAAUGUGAGGCUGCCAUGGUAUAAGUGAAAGAUUCGUGAGUAUGACAUAAAACCCCAGUCCUGUCAAAUAUCAGAUAAAUAAUAACCGAAUCAUUAUUAUGUUCUACCUGUGAUAAACUGUACGAGACUUGUAUGAUGAAUUGAUGUAAGAGUCAUCCAAUAAUGAAUCUAACAGUAAUCUUGAGUUGAGUGGAUGUACACAAGUAGAUGUAUCUCUUCUUACCAGUGUGAUGACACCAGCCCUAUCAUCUCGAUGUGUUCUUUACAUUAAAACAUGUAAACAAGCAGUGAUUGGAAUAAAGUGCCAUUGUACAUUUAGUUGAUAUGAGGGGGAAAUGUUUAUGGAAUCUUGUUGCCAAUAUCAAACAUUUUAAGGUCCCAGUAGUUAACACCACACCAGUCGAUCCAGCCAUACCAGUUAUGUUUUUAUGACAACCCUUGCGUAUGUAAUGUUAGUUUACCAAACUGACCUGUCCGUAGCAGAAAUAAGAUUUUAAUUUUCUGAAUGAGGUUCAGUAGUGACCUUCAAAAAGCUCCAUUUAAGGAUACAUGAAACGCUUUGGUUUUGCUUCUUAACAGUAAAAAGAAAUUUUUCAUCUUUCAGAUUGGGGGUUAAAAAUUGGCUUCAAAGUACAGUUUUCUUAAGGCUACAACUGUCAGUCCAGAAAUUAAGUAGCUUGCAGCGGUGACAUCAGUGAUGAUCCCUGCAAAAUAUAGAGGGGUAAUUAACAGGUACCCCCAAAAUGAAAUUUUUUUAACAAAAAUUCUGGGGCAUAAUUUUCUUCAUUUGGCAUAGAAACAUAAUCUUAAUUUUAUAGUUCCUUUUCAUUUAUGGUGCUUAAUAAGUGAGAAUGAUUUACAAGGAAAUUUAAGAAAAAUUGAUCUGUAAAAGUAGAACCAUAUAAGAUGAAGUAAAGGUUUUGUGCACCGCAUUGUACAGAGGUGCUUUAGUGUGUGACUUACAGAUUGGAAAUUUUCUGACAUUCAUGUACUAAUAAUUUUUUAACUCCAAAGUAUGAGUGCUUGUACCCUAAUUCUUCAAGCUUUUCAACUGUCUCUAUGACAAAUAUAUUUGAAACAUUCUCAUAUAACCUUAGAGAGAGAGGAAAUAAUUUGCAGUGUUAUGAAGCUUACAUCUUUAGUGACAAACAGAUCCUUUUAUCAUCAUUUACAAAUGGUAGAUAUGAGCCAUUACUUAUUAUUAAAAAAAAUGUUGACUAGGGGCCUUUGCUGGCUCAUUCAGCUAAAAUAUUCUCAGAGCAGCUAUCACAGCUUAUUCGGCAGCGACAAAACCAUAUUAUAUUCCUGGCAAAGGAUAGUGGUUUACUCCUGGCUUCUAAAUCAAAUGAAAUAUAUAAAAUGAAUAAAUAAACAACCUAUGAAGCCUCUCCACGAGAACGUUAUGUACACAACAUGUGUAGUUAUCCGAGAUGUAACAAACGUGACUUCCCACAUAAUUGAUGGUCUGUUUAUGCCUGGGAUUUGAUCCCAUUGAAGUAUGCUAUACAUGUAUACAUAUUCUUUUAUAACUGUAAAUUUUCAUAAAUUUUAUAUCUAACAAUUUCUAAAUCAUAUGUACAAGCUCAUAUUGAAAAUGUGUACAUUUUUUCCGACAAAAUAA
This is a messenger RNA of Liolophura sinensis, 3232 nucleotides long. Its product is annotated as pachytene checkpoint protein 2 homolog. The record is from RefSeq and is a predicted model, not a curated record. Gene Ontology annotation, molecular function: ATP binding; ATP hydrolysis activity. Gene Ontology annotation, cellular component: chromosome; nucleus. The coding region runs from base 124 to 1407 and encodes 427 amino acids. NCBI's taxonomy places the organism in Eukaryota, Metazoa, Mollusca, Polyplacophora, Chitonida, Chitonidae. Gene Ontology annotation, biological process: meiotic recombination checkpoint signaling; reciprocal meiotic recombination. The transcript is spliced from 12 exons.